Messenger RNA from Dioscorea cayenensis subsp. rotundata (Guinea yam), 1211 nucleotides. RefSeq names its product probable calcium-binding protein CML21. The record is from RefSeq and is a predicted model, not a curated record. Gene Ontology annotation, molecular function: calcium ion binding. NCBI's taxonomy places the organism in Eukaryota, Viridiplantae, Streptophyta, Magnoliopsida, Dioscoreales, Dioscoreaceae. Bases 299 to 982 code for a protein of 227 amino acids. The transcript is spliced from 6 exons.
UUAUUUUAUAGCAAGAGAGAAAGGACCACACCAACCUAAUCCUUCUCGUUUUCGCUCCCCUCUUUCAAUCAAUCUUUGUCUGAAUUUCAUGUCUCCGAUUCAAAGUUCUCUCCUUUCUCUCAAAUUUCAUUGAAUCAAUCUGUUUCUGUUUUGUUUUUCUUCCGUGUUGAUGAAGUAGAUAUAGUUUGGGGACCUAAAACCAGGCAAGUUGACUGAAGUUUCAGCAGAAGAACAAGAGGGAAGAACAAGAGGUGGAUACUUGGUGUAUACCCCCAGCGUUGUUUUUCAGUGCAUUAAAAUGGGUGGUAUGAUCGGGAAAACCGAAACAGUAAAGCAGACCACCCAAGUGUCAAAACUUGAGGCUGAGAUGGUCAAUGCAAUGCAACGGAGGGCAGCUGAAGGGAGCUCUAUGAAAUCAUUCAAUAGCCUCAUUCUCAAAUUUCCAAAGAUUGACGAGAAUUUAAAGAAAUGUAGAUCAAUUUUUCAGCAGUUUGAUGAAGAUUCGAAUGGUGCAAUAGAUCAAGAGGAGCUAAAGCAUUGUUUCAUCAAAUUGGAAAUUUCAUUUACUGAGGAUGAAAUCAGUGAUCUCUUUGAGGCUUGUGAUAUAAACAAGGACAUGGGGAUGAAAUUCAAUGAGUUCAUUGUUCUCCUUUGCUUGGUAUAUCUUCUCAAGGAAUUGGGUGCCGUUCACGGAAAACGGCGCAUGGGAUUACCAGACCUUGAGGCAACAUUUGAGACAUUGGUUGAGGCCUUUGUUUUCUUGGACAAGAAUAAGGAUGGAUAUGUUAGCAGAAAUGAGAUGGUGCAAGCAAUAAAUGAGACUGUUGGAGGUGAGCGGUCGUCCGGUCGUAUAGCCAUGAGAAGAUUUGAGGAGAUGGACUGGGAUAAGAAUGGAAUGGUGACUUUCAAAGAGUUCCUCUUUGCAUUCACUCACUGGAUCGGGUUCGAAGACAAUGACGAUGACGAAGAUGAUGAAGAGUGAAUUUUUACAAUGGAUUUAUCUGACCGAAGGCUCUUCGCAGGGUGUGACCUAGAUUGUGUAAUAAAACAUCAAGGAUCACAAUCUGUUCCAUUUCAUUUGGACAGUUUAUGUGAACAUAAAGGAGCCAAGAAAAAUGACAGCAUCUUAUUUUCAAUUCUUGCUUUAUUUUGUUUGAGCUUUAACUCCUGUGCAAAUUUCCAAAUCAAUGGAUUCAUGAUCUUCAGUUUGA